GGCCGGGCCCGGAGUCGGCAUGAAUCGCUGCUGGGCGCUCUUCCUGUCUCUCUGCUGCUACCUGCGUCUGGUCAGCGCCGAGGGGGACCCCAUUCCCGAGGAGCUCUACGAGAUGCUGAGUGACCACUCGAUCCGCUCCUUUGAUGACCUCCAGCGUCUGCUGCAUGGAGACUCCGUAGACGAAGACGGAGCCGAGUUGGACCUGAAUUCGACCCGCUCCCAUUCUGGAGGCGAACUGGAGAGCUUAUCCCGAGGGAGAAGGAGCCUAGGUGAGGCUGCAGGUUCCCCGACGGUCGCCGAGCCAGCCAUGAUCGCCGAGUGCAAGACCCGCACGGAGGUGUUCGAGGUCUCCCGGCGCCUCAUAGACCGCACCAACGCCAACUUCCUGGUGUGGCCGCCCUGCGUGGAGGUGCAGCGCUGCUCCGGCUGCUGUAACAACCGCAACGUGCAGUGCCGCCCCACCCAGGUGCAGCUGCGGCACGUCCAGGUGAGAAAAAUCGAGAUUGUGCGGAAGAGGCCAGUCUUCAAGAAGGCCACAGUGACCCUGGAGGACCACCUGGCGUGCAAGUGUGAGACGGUGGUGGUGGCUGGGCGGCCCGUGACCCGAAGCCCGGGGAGUUCCCAAGAGCAGCGAGCCAGGACACCCCAAACUCGGGUGACCAUUCGGACGGUGCGAGUCCGCCGGCCCCCCAAGGGGAAGCACCGGAAGUUCAAGCACACGCAUGACAAGAAGGCACUGAAGGAGACCCUUGGAGCCUAGGGGCAUCUGCAAGAGAGUGCGGGCAGGGUUAUUUAAUAUGGUAUUUGCUGUAUUGCCCCCAUGGGGUUCUUGGAGUGAUAAUAUUGUUCCCCUCGUCCGUCUGUCUCGAUGCCUGAUUCGGACGGCCAGUGGUGCUUCCCCCCUUCCACGCGCCUGCCCACCCACCAGCGGGUCCCCUCAUUGGCCUCCAGCGCCUUGCCCGGAAGCUCGAGAAGGAGACGAAGGACCUGAACUCCAUUGCUGUCUUCCUCCGCUGACCCCCGAGAAUCUGGGAGAGAAGGGCACGAGAGACCCAUGGCAUCGCUGCUCGGGGCCUGGAGCUCCCUCCCCCAGCGCCUGGCCCAGGUCCCACCGGAGCGCCGUGGACUGGCUGAAGCCCUGCUCGUGGCCCUGAGGCCGUCUAGGCGUGGAGGCCCUGCCUGGUCCCAGGCCCCCCAGCCAGCUCUGAAGGGAACCCGCCCUCCCCGGGCAGGCCAGGGUACCUCGUCUUUCUGUGGCUGAGACCACGCGUUGAACCAGAGACUGGAGGAAAAUUCUCCCACGGCACCCAGGCCCGGUCACUUCUCCCUGGUCACCUCUGCUUACAGUGGCUUCCUCUCGUUUUCUACCUAUGAAAUCUUUGAGGAUGUGGACUCCUCUGGGUGGGCGUGGCCCAAGCACCAAGCAGCCAAGUGCCCCCUCAGAUGGGUUAGAGAUGAAGUUCUGGUGCCACCAUGGAUGAUGAUCUGGGCACUCACUGCCUCCCUCCACUCCUCUACCUUCACCUCUUCUGUUUCAUCUCUCUACCUCCACCCUGCGUCUUCCUCUUGUCCUGGCCUUCAGUCUGCUCCACCAAGGGACGCUUGGACCCCAUACCGAGGCCGUGAAUAACCCUACUCACUGCCCCACUCGGCAGAAGACCAGGGGUCAGGGCAGCAGGGGGCCUGCGCAUCACAUCCCAGCCCAGCCAAGACGGCCGUGUAGGUUCGUGCAGGGUGUGCACUGCACAAGGGCACCGCGUGCAGGGGUCAUUGUUCAUGCCGUAGAACGUGGCCAAUCUGUGUAUUCGUUAGGACGGUUUCCUGGCAGAUGGAGAUAAAAUGUCUUGAGGAGAGGGAUCCUUUUCCUAACUGACCCAAAGGCUCCAAGUGGACUGGCUGUGUCCCGACCUCACCAAUGGGCUUGGAGUGGUUGGACGGGAGAGUGAGCCCACGCUGGGUGGGGAGGCCACACGUCGUCCAGCCGGCCUCCAUUUUCCUGAGUCCUCCGCUCAGGCGGUUCCCCUUCCUGGCAGGUGUGAAAAACCCUAGAGAAAGGCCCUGGGGGAGGGGGUAACCCUUGCUCUCUCCCUGUGCACUACCCCCACAGUAGAUUCCACCCCUCGAGGCUCCUCCCAGGAAACCGGCUCAUGGGCUGGGAGUGGGGGAAAGAAGGGAAAAGAAUCCCGGGGGUCCCUGGGGUGGAGUCUGAUCUCCCACCUCCCCUCCACCUACUGCACCUCCCCCCCAACCCCCCUCCUAAACCUGCUUUCUUCAGUUUGUAAAGUUGGUGAUUAUAUUUUUGGGGGCUUUCCUUUUAUUUUUUAAAUGUAAAUUUAUUUAUAUUCCGUAUUUAAAGUUGUAAAAAAA
Molecule: messenger RNA, 2367 nt
Organism: Hyaena hyaena (striped hyena)
Lineage: Eukaryota; Metazoa; Chordata; Mammalia; Carnivora; Hyaenidae
Gene: PDGFB
Product: platelet derived growth factor subunit B
Exons: 7
Coding region: 20-760 (246 amino acids)
Biological process (GO): positive regulation of MAP kinase activity; positive regulation of phosphatidylinositol 3-kinase/protein kinase B signal transduction; positive regulation of cell population proliferation
Cellular component (GO): membrane
Molecular function (GO): growth factor activity; platelet-derived growth factor receptor binding
Source: RefSeq, a predicted model, not a curated record